AUAAACCAUAACCACCAUACGCUCAUCCCAUUUUAAUCUGUUAAGUUUUAGUCGAUUUUGUUUAUAUAUUAUUUAAUAAAAAUUUCAAUAACAAUGGAUCCGGCACUAUUGCGGGAACGUGAACUUUUCAAACGAAAAGCUUUGACAACGCCUACUGUAGAAAAGAAGAAAACAGAAGUGAAGUCGGAGCCUGUAAAAGAAGAUAAAAAACCAAAGAAAACCAGUGUAAAUAGUGCCCCAAAACUAGAUAUAAAUACAUAUAAGACUGCAACUGGAAGUUCACAAUAUAGAUUCGGUGUUCUCACGAAAAUCGUAAAGCAUAUGAAAACGAGGCAUCAAGAAGGAGAGACUCAUCCUUUAUCGUUAGAAGAAAUAUUAGAUGAAACAAAUCAAUUGGAUGUCGGAAAUAAAGUGAAACAGUGGUUAGCAACAGAGGCAUUAAUAGAUAACCAUAAAAUUGAGGUAACACCCGAUGGAAAGUUCAUAUUUAAGGCAUUAUAUAGACUCAAAGAUCGAAAGAGUUUGUUGAAAUUAUUGAAACAACAAGAUUUGAAAGGCUUAGGAGGUAUUCUUUUAGAUGAUGUUCAAGAGUCAUUGCCUCAUUGUGAGAAAGCACUGAAGAUCCUGCAAAACCAAAAUGAAAUAAUCUUUAUAAAUAGACCAAUUGAUAAGAAAAAAAUUUUAUUUUACAAUGAUCGAACAGCAAAUUUACCAAUUGAUGAAGAAUUUCAAAAACUCUGGCGUUCUGUUGCUGUGGACGCAAUGGACGACGAGAAAAUCGAUGAAUAUUUAGAAAAACAAGGCAUCAGAUCAAUGCAGGAUCAUGGUCCUAAAAAGCCGGCUGCACCCAAAAGAAAAAAGGCUAGCCAAAGGAAACGACAAUUUAAGAAACCAAGGGAUAAUGAGCAUUUGGCAGAUGUAUUAGAAACUUAUGAAGACAACACAUUAACUCUAAAGAACACUGUUUAACUUUACCAACAUAUUUUAAAACACUAUAUUUUUAAGUAAUUUUAUUUUAAGUUAAAAAACUUAAAUUUACUAUAAAAUUUUAUUAUACUGUACUUUUCUUUAUUGGUAUUAAAUCUAUACAAUUUUUGAAAUGCUACUUGAA
Aethina tumida (small hive beetle) is the source of this 1111-nucleotide messenger RNA. Its product is annotated as general transcription factor IIE subunit 2-like. Gene Ontology annotation, cellular component: transcription factor TFIIE complex. The transcript is spliced from 5 exons. Gene Ontology annotation, biological process: transcription initiation at RNA polymerase II promoter. The record is from RefSeq and is a predicted model, not a curated record. Lineage: Eukaryota; Metazoa; Arthropoda; Insecta; Coleoptera; Nitidulidae. The coding region runs from base 94 to 969 and encodes 291 amino acids.